CAGGAUGAAGGCAGGCACGUAGAUUUGCGUUAGCGUGUGAGCGGUUAAAAAGAAUUUGCAUGCGUGUUUGUCGCCAAAGAGAAAAAGUCUUGAGAAACACAUAUUCCCUCAUCUUCUCUCCCUCCAUUUUCUGCUCAUCUUUCUGUCUCUUUACAGGAGUAUAGCCUAAUAAGAGAUAGCAAAUGUGGGCAUCGAUGUCUAGGGCGUUUGCGUAAGCUACAGAUUGCUGCUGCCACCACCUCAGUUUUUAACAAUGUUGUGUUGCGGAGGAGCAGAGGAGGAGCCUAAUCCUCCGCCCAACCAAUACACUGCUCCGCCUAAGGCCGGCAUUCCCUACGCUGGCGCCGGUGGAGGCAAUGACAGAGGAGAGCCGAGGUCUGGUGCAAGAAAUGGGCCACCGCAGAAAGCCUUGCCUAUUGAGAUACCAGCAUUGUCAUUGGGUGAGCUUAAUAGACUCACUGCUGAUUUUGGGACUAAGGCCUUGAUCGGAGAGGGCUCCUACGGCCGCGUCUACUACGCCAAGCUCAGUGACGGCCGUGAAGCCGCCAUCAAGAAGCUCGACACCACAUCAGCCGAGCCUGACUCCGACUUCUCAGCCCAGUUAUCUAUGGUGUCAAGGCUCAAGAAUGAGUAUUUUGUGGGGCUGCUUGGAUACUGCCUUGAAGCAAAUACCAGAAUUCUGGCCUAUGAGUAUGCUACAAUGGGAUCUUUGCAUGAUGUGUUACAUGGUAGGAAAGGGGUGCAAGGAGCUGAGCCCGGGCCUGUUCUAACAUGGAAUCAGAGAGUGAAGGUUGCAUUUGGGGCUGCAAAAGGGCUUGAAUUCCUGCAUGAAAAGUGUCAGCCUUCGAUUGUUCAUCGCGAUGUUAGAUCGAGCAAUGUUCUUCUGUUUGAUGAUUUUGUUUCAAAGAUUGCUGAUUUCAGCCUCACGAACCAGUCCUCAGACACGGCGGCCAGGCUGCACUCGACAAGAGUCCUCGGAACAUUCGGCUACCACGCUCCAGAGUACGCGAUGACAGGGCAGAUAACUCAGAAGAGCGAUGUUUACAGCUUCGGGGUCGUGCUUCUAGAACUCCUCACUGGAAGGAAGCCAGUAGACCACACCAUGCCUAAAGGCCAGCAGAGUCUUGUCACUUGGGCAACUCCAAGAUUGAGUGAAGAUAAGGUGAAGCAAUGUGUUGAUCCCAAGCUAAAAGAUGAUUUUCCACCAAAGGCUAUUGCAAAGGUCUACAAACACACUAC
Molecule: messenger RNA, 1239 nt
Organism: Salvia miltiorrhiza (redroot sage)
Lineage: Eukaryota; Viridiplantae; Streptophyta; Magnoliopsida; Lamiales; Lamiaceae
Product: probable protein kinase At2g41970
Biological process (GO): protein phosphorylation
Molecular function (GO): ATP binding; protein tyrosine kinase activity
Source: RefSeq, a predicted model, not a curated record